CUAACUCUGGGAUCUUUGGGAGUGGGGUGGGGGGAGUUCAAAGGUGUGAGCUCUCUCCCCCCCCCCCCUAUAGAUCCACCUCUUGGUUUCCACUGGUUGUUUCCUCCCCACGUGGAAAGAAGAGGGGGGAGAAACCCCAACCCAGCACCGGAUCUUCGCGCCAGUCUUCUGCCGCAUUCGCUCUUGCAACGGAUCAGACCCUACGAGGAGCAUCGCCGCCAGCACCAUGGCUACCGUCCCGGCGCCCCAUGAUGAUUCCAGCAGCGAGAUGGACCCAUUUACCUAUGACUACGACACACUGCGUACAGUUGGGAUGGUCUUAGCGAUCUGCAUGUUCGUGCUGGGCAUUGUGAUAGCAUUGAGUAAGAAAUGCAAGUGCAAAAAAUCGGACCCCAGCCUUUCAGACCCCAGGGAAGCAGGCAAGACCUCCACUCCAGCUGGCAGCGUGUAGAUGCCAUCGCCAAGACGUGCUGCUCCCUACUGGCUGGGGGAUGAACUGCGCCUAGGAUCUUUCUCCUGAGACCUUGGCCCCGGCCGCCCGGGAAGGGAGGGGCUCUCCGUUUUAUCCUCUACAAAAAAACACACACACACACACAAAAAGGAGGGGCAAUUUUAUAACCAGUUAGCUCUUUGCGCGCUUCCAUUGCAUGAUGGGGCAGGCAUCCGGGAGGGUCAGGUGCUACACGGGCCAUUGGGGCAGUGCUGUCCCACUGCCUGUCAGUUUCUACUAGCACCCGCCCUGCUAGGGGGCUGGUUCCUGUAGUCCCCUACCCGCAAAAGUCUCUUACACUGCAAUAACGUUGCCUGCUGCCACCCUCCAGAAAUACAUCCACAAGGAUGCCCGACUGAUGGGCAAAAGUAACCUUCCAUUGCUGCUGCUAUGCUGCUUUCGAUGCCCCCCCCCCUGCUGAGCUGCAAAGCCAAAUGGCCCCAACAGCCUCUGGGGAAGCUCUCCAAAUAGUUGCCCUGUCCCUCUGGCAGGGGAGGCAUCGGGUCACCUCUAGGCCAGGGAUAGAGGCCGGCCUAGGAAUCCGAAUGAGGGAGAGCAUGCUUUUUUGAAAUGUUCUCCACUGCCUCCAGGUGGCGCUGCCCACAGCUCUCUCUGCUCUUUACCAUCCCCCCCCUCUCCGUGUCUUUCAUCCACGCAUGGAGCAAAAUUUGACCGAUCAAUAAAUGUGGGGUUUUCUAACUUA
Sphaerodactylus townsendi is the source of this 1193-nucleotide messenger RNA. RefSeq names its product FXYD domain-containing ion transport regulator 7-like. Gene Ontology annotation, biological process: regulation of sodium ion transmembrane transporter activity. The transcript is spliced from 6 exons. Gene Ontology annotation, cellular component: membrane. Gene Ontology annotation, molecular function: sodium channel regulator activity. NCBI's taxonomy places the organism in Eukaryota, Metazoa, Chordata, Lepidosauria, Squamata, Sphaerodactylidae. The record is from RefSeq and is a predicted model, not a curated record. Bases 227 to 451 code for a protein of 74 amino acids.